Schistocerca piceifrons (Central American locust) is the source of this 1609-nucleotide messenger RNA. RefSeq names its product tryptophan--tRNA ligase, mitochondrial (gene TrpRS-m). Gene Ontology annotation, molecular function: ATP binding; tryptophan-tRNA ligase activity. Gene Ontology annotation, biological process: mitochondrial tryptophanyl-tRNA aminoacylation. The record is from RefSeq and is a predicted model, not a curated record. Gene Ontology annotation, cellular component: mitochondrial matrix; mitochondrion. The coding region runs from base 126 to 1247 and encodes 373 amino acids. The transcript is spliced from 7 exons. Lineage: Eukaryota; Metazoa; Arthropoda; Insecta; Orthoptera; Acrididae.
UGUAAUUAUUUCGAGAGUUGCUGUUUCCGUGCUUUCGGCAAGUGGUGGCGGGUUGUGUGUGUUGAAGUGGAAGUAGCUGUAUAGCAAAAGAGGGGACACAAAGUAAAGGCAAUGUUAUUUAGAUAAUGAUUCUUACGAGAAAUUUUGUGUUUAAGUUGAUAUGUUUUCGUCCGUACACUGUCACAGUUGACAAGGGACAAUUUUACUUUACGCAGUGCAGGUUGUUUGCUUCCAAAAAGGAGCCAGAAUGCCCAGAGCAGCGAGUAUUUUCUGGAAUACAACCAACAGGUGCAAUCCACUUAGGGAAUUAUUUUGGUGCUAUUCAGAAAUGGGUUGAACUUCAAGAUGGAGGCUGGAAAACUAUAUUUAGCAUUGUGGAUCACCACGCGAUGACUAUCCCACAAGACCCCAAGAAACUGCAUAGUAAUAUAAUGGAGUUAACAGCCACACUACUGGCUUGUGGAAUAGACCCAAAAAGGAGUAUUCUUUUCCAGCAAUCCAUGGUUCCAAGGCACUGUGAGCUUUUGUGGGUUAUCAGCUGCAAUGCAACUGUUGCACGGUUGGCACAUUUUCCUCAGUAUAAGGAAAAGUCAGCUUCACUUCAAGAAGUUCCUGUGGGGCUGUACACUUAUCCCUUGCUGCAGACUGCCGACAUCCUCCUUUAUAAGGCAACUCAUGUACCAGUGGGAGAAGAUCAGGUGCAACAUUUACAGCUGACCCAACAUCUAGCACAAAGGUUUAACAAACGCUAUGGCUCCACAUUUCCCAUACCACAAGUUAUCCUUACAGGUGGGAGCAGCAGCAAAAUUCGUAGCUUGCGCAAUCCAUCAUCCAAAAUGUCAAAGUCUGAGGUAGAUGUGCGUGGCCGCUUGCAGUUAUCCGACCCUCCAGAGGUGCUGAGAGACAAGGUGCGGAAGGCAGUCACAGAUUGCACCUCAGCCGUAACAUUUGAGCCAGAAUCUCGUCUCGGUGUGGCCAACCUCAUAGUGAUGCACAGCCUGUCAUCAGGAAAGUCUCCAGAAGAAAUUUGCUUAGCAGCUCAAGGACUUGAUACUGGAAGGUACAAAAUGGUAGUCGCUGAUGCAAUAAUAAACAAACUUCAACCCAUUCGUGAAAAGAUCCUGUAUUACAUGUCCAGACAAAAUGAAUUAAUAGAAAUCCUGGAAGAAGGGUCACAGAAAGCUGCAGCUAUAGCUGAAGUGACAUGGAAUGAAGUAAGAAGUAAAAUUGGUAUUAAAAUUUCAUAAUAUCGUUGGAAGUUGUGGCAUGGUACGUAAAUGUAGACUUCUUUGAAGUCUAACAGUAAAAAAUGAAUGCUAAGAAUUGAUAGUGAAAGGAUCAUAUUUCCACAAGUAUGGGCAUUCUUUGUCGAGGAAAUUCACCUCUCCCCAUAUACUAAUUCUACCUUAAUUACUAUAUUUAAGUAAAUAUCAGUUUUUAAACUUUGUACAUUUAUUGCCUUUGUGUUUAAGCUCUCAAGUUUUCAAAGUGUUAUAUUAAUAGGUAAAAGUGUGUUUUGCAAAUUAUGUACUAUCAGAUGUAUGUAAAAUUACCUGUACCAGCAGGAAAAGACGUAUUGCUACAUAAAUAAAUUUUUUGCCACAGUAAA